Molecule: messenger RNA, 615 nt
Organism: Klebsormidium nitens
Lineage: Eukaryota; Viridiplantae; Streptophyta; Klebsormidiophyceae; Klebsormidiales; Klebsormidiaceae
Source: the annotation of a GenBank genome assembly
AUGACAGCGCACAAGAGGGUGCAUUCGGGGGAGCGUCCCUAUGUGUGCCAGGAAGCGGGUUGUACCGAAGCCUUCACUUGGAGUGGCAGUCUGAAGGAGCACAUAUUCUACUAUCACACCGCCGACCGGCAGCAGCGCCGGAAGCAAGAGGAGGAGCGAGUCGCAAAGGCCCUCACGAAGGCCCAGAUCGAUUUCAAACGGGAGCACCAAGUGGAUUUCGGGUGCCUUCAGGGGACGUUCGCACGGACGGACUUCAUUGUCCUCAUGGGGGGCAAGGUCAUCAUAGUGAAAGUGGACGAAUAUCAGCAUGAGAGCUAUGGGAUUUCCUGUGAGGUUGCACGAAUGCUCCAAAUCCAAAAAGCACUGAUGCUUGAGGAAAACGAAUUGCCCGUCCACAUCCUGAGGUACAAUCCCCACACAUUCCAUAUUGACGGAAUCAAGAAGCGAGUGACGAGGCAAAUCAGGGAGGAGCGCCUGGUCGAAGCGAUACGUGACACUGAUCUGCUGGCAAAUGGCAGCGGGCAUCGCUUGCUCUCGAUGCAGUGCCAUGGGAAAGUGCAGGUGUUGCAAGCCGGGUAUACCCGCGCUUGGUAUACAGCUCAAGACCACGGGUAA